UUUGUGGACUUCUCGGUCUUGACAUUCACGUUUCUUGUCGUAAUAAUAAAACGUGUCGUCUCGACGCUGGAGCUUCUUCACGAAGCCGGACUGCGGCCAUUUGUCCACCUGAAACUCAGACAAGAGGAGACACGCUCAGUUUUCAUUAACACACAUUCAAGUUUACAGGUUCACGCUUCAUCGAGACAUCUUCAAUAGACACUAAAGAGAUUCAGACAUUUACCGAAGCUCCUAGUUUGACUUGUGAAUACUCCACUUCAUCCCUGUAGCCUGCCAGCUGGAAUCGGAACAGGUUCUCCACCUCUGCUGUCCACUGCCUGGCUCUGCUCAUGGACCUGGGCUCGGGGGGGUCUUCGGCAGCACAGGACAUGAUGUCUGCUAAAACAAGUUUCUGACAGUUACACUUCAACCUUGAAGAGUAAAGAAACUGCAGCUGUUACUGGAACAACAGGUUCAAACACAUGGAGACAAACAAGGUUUUCACUGAGUGUUUAUCUUAAAACUAAGAACUGUGAGUGUCACAGUGAGUUUAGUUAAAUUCGUUAUAUGAGCUGAACUGAAAUAUAAACACAUCCACUGGAAAUGUUUUCCGUUUGUGUAUUUAUCCAUAUCCAGUGAUACUUUAAAUAUUCAAUUGAGGUUUGUUUUUGUUUUAUUUCACAUCAGCAAACAGCUAUAUAUUUGUAUAUAUAUAUUUAAAACAGAAAAAUAAAAAAAACUGAUUUAUUUCUAUAAGCAUCUUUGUGAAGUAUAAAAUGCAACAUCUCUUAAUAGAAACUCGCUUCAGAGACAUAAACGGUUUACAGUUAUAAACAGUCGAGUUUAAACAUAAUCCAUUUUUAAAUGGAAUAAAAUGUGCUAAAUUAAAACACUAAUUUCUGUGCCUAUUAAAUAAGAGUGACAUUCCUCAAACACGAAAAUGCUUCAUCUAUAAAAAGGUAUUUUACACAAAGAGCUUAUUAAAUGUAAGAGAAUCAAAGUAUAAUUAUUUCCUCUGCUCAUCUCAAUGAAGUGAAACAUUAAAUCGUGACAUCACAGCAACAGACUGAGUCCGUUGAGCUUCAGAUCAGAUUCUGUCACAUUAAUCUUUACAGAUUAUGUUUUUUAAAUCGCAGUAUUAAACUUCACUCACGGUUUUUUUCUUGCGUGAUUUUUUAAGACAGUAAAAUAAUUUCGUGUGUUUGCGGUCCUGUCGCUUCUGUCCGUUGCCUGGUUACCGUGAACUUUCUUCUUCGAGGCUGGAGGGCGAGGCUCCAGUAGAUUGAGGUGUCUUCUGGUGAAACGGGAGAAUUUAAAUGUCUGUUCUGUUUGUUGAUUCGUUUAAAUGUAAAAUAAACAAGAAACUAGUUUUAUAAAGAGUCUGUGAUUGACAGGGAGGCUGGGAUAGAGCGAGGAGCAGCGCAGCGCGUGCAGGCACUAGGUGGCGCUGACGUGUCUGCGCUGCAGGGAAGAGAAGCGCAGAAGAAGAAGCUCAAGUCAGAGGGCGGGACCUUCAGAUGCGAUGUUUUCGACUUUUCUUCGUUAAAAACAACGUUAGUUUCUUUAAUCCGAGCGGAUAUGACGUAAAGGUUCGUUGUAGCCAUGAGCUCGUUCACAGGGCGGAUGAAGGAAUAUCCCGCGCUGUCCCUGGACCGGUUCGACCGGGACAACAUCUUCUCCCGGGCUUACUUCCUGUCCCACUGCCACAAAGAUCACAUGAAGGGGCUGAAGGGGCCUCUGCUGAAGAGGAAGCUCCAGUUCAGUCGCACAGUCCGGCUCUACUGCUCCUUUGUGACCAAGGAGCUCCUGCUCAGUAAUCCUAAAUACCAGUUCUGGUCCCAGUUCAUCGUUCCACUGGAGCUGGAGAGUCCCACUCAGAUCUCCCUGGUGGACGAGGCUUCAGGAGAGAAAGAAGAGCUCGUGGUGACGUUGCUUCCUGCAGGUCAUUGUCCCGGCUCUGUCAUGUUCCUGUUCGAGGGUUCUCAGGGAAACGUGUUGUACACAGGAGACUUCAGGUUCGCUGUGGGAGACGCGUCCAGGAUGGAGCUUCUCCACUCGGGCAGCAGGGUUAAAGAUAUUCAGAGCAUUUAUCUGGACUCCACUUUCUACGACUCUCGCUUCUAUCAAAUACCCACUCGAGAGGUGUGUCUGAAUGGCAUCUCGGAGCUCAUUGGAAACUGGAUCUCUCAGAGUUCUUAUCACGUCGUGUGGCUCAACUGUCGAGCUGCGUACGGAUACGAAUACCUGUUCACCAACCUGGGAGAGACGUUCAACACUCAGAUCCAUGUCAAGAAUCUGGAGAUGUUCAAGAAGAUGCCAGAGAUCCUGAGCUACGUGACGACCGACCGCAGGACUCAGAUCCACGCCUGUCGACACCCGAAGGCUGAGGAGUAUUUACAAGGCAACCGGCUGCCGUGUGGUUGCACCGCCAGCGACGGGACUCGUCUUCAAAUCAUCAGCAUCAAACCGUCGACCAUGUGGUUCGGGGAGAGAACCAGGAAAACCAACGUUAUAAUAAAAACAGGAGCCUUUUCCUACAGAGCCUGUUUCAGUUUCCACUCCUCCUACGCUGAGCUGAAAGACUUUCUGACGUAUCUUCAGCCGGUCAACAUCCAUCCCAGUGUGAUCCCUAUGGGCCGGACUCUGACUGAGGUCACUCAGAUGUUGAAGCUGAUGUGCAGGGACCAAUCUGAUCAGACAGCGUUCGUAUAUAAACCUCUGGGAGUUCUCAAACGCAGCAGGAUGGAGCAAACUACCAACGAUUCUGGCAGCGAUGACGAGCUGUUUGACGGACGGGACCUGGCACCAGUGAGGAAGAAGAUGGGGCUGAACCAAGAAGAAGAAGAAGAAGAGAAAAUUCAGAGAACAGCGCCCCCUGUAUCUGUGGAUGAGUCUUUACCUCCGUCAGUCGCCGACACACAGUCUGUUGCAGGUGACUACGUCGACUGCACCGAGUCCAAUGGUGAAGAGGAAGAUGAGGAGGAGGAGGAGCAGGGGGACAUGAAACCGAUGAAGGAGGAGGUGACAAAAGAAGAAGAGAACAAGAUGGAGGCAGAAAACCAAGAGAUUCCAAAGUGGGAGGACUUCUUCUCUGCAGAAAUGCCGACUGACAGCCAGAACAGCCAAUCACAGUCCUGCUGCUCCUACCCCAGCCCCUCCCCCUCCAAGAUGACCAGCUCACAGACGCCCGAGCUGUUCAGUGAUGAAGAUGAAGAAGAAGAAGAAACUCCUGAAAGCAACGACCACGAACCCUUCAGCCUGACCCUGUCGGCCUCCUUGUCCAAUCAUUCCUCCCAGAACAUGGACUCGUGUUUCCCCGACACCUUGAUCCUCCGCCCGGAGGGAGAACGAGGAGAAACGAGGACCAAUACCGUCCCUCAGAGACAAGAGGACGACGGGCUGAUCCUCCAAUCAGAGCCGGAGGAGCUGUCCCAGUCCCAGGCGUCCUCAGACUUUGACAUUCCCUGCACGCCAGAGUCGAAGGCGCCGCGACCAGAUGAACUGUCCCAGCUGUACCAGGCGUUGGCCUCGGGAGAGGAAGACCUCCUCAGAGAAGGAAGGAAGGGCUUCGCUUGACUGAGAUGAAGAUGGACGUCUUGUUGUGAACUCUUAAACUCCAACUGCUCCAUGUGUGUGGAUGGGACAUGAACCAGCCAAGUAUAAAUGUUUCUCAGGGAUCAAAACAAAUGUAAUUUAAAUGUUUUAGUUUUAGUUUGUCAGGUUUUCAUCCUUGUUUGUUUGUUUGUUUGUACACAACAUGACUCAGAGUCCAGUGGUGGAAGGACGUGGAACCGCCCAGGAAAGAAUCCAUUACAUUCCGGUGCAGAUCUCCUCAGGAAGGUUUGUUCCAAAGAGGAAACUGGUGAAAAACUUUAUCUCACAAAGUUAAAGAAAGAGAAAUAUAAUUCCUGAAUCCGUGCUCUGAUCCAGAUUCACACCGAGUCCUUCCUCAUCCUUCCACCAGGUUCCAUGUGAACCCGUCCUCAAGGUUUAACAUCUCGCUCACAAACAAACAAACGGGUGAAAACACAACUUCCUUGUUGGAGGUGAAUGUUGAUGAGUUUCCUUUCGACGGACCAGCGGCUCCACUAAUGAGCGACCGCAGCCUCCGCCAUGUUGGAGAUAAUCAGCUGAGUGAGAUUCAGUGUAACGGCUGCACAGCAGGAGGCGCCAGCAGGAGGCUCCCAGAGGAGUCGGCAGUGGUCGGGAUUAAAAACAACGUGCAGCCUCCCGGAGCUUCACAACAAACCGUCUCUCUCACGGAGUCCUGGUUUGUUUCCACGUCCAUUAAAAGACACAAGUCAAUAAGCAAGGCGGCCAUGACAGGAGCCGGUGUCUCUCACAGAGGACGCAGAGGGACGACGUCCUCCACUGCUGGUUCACAUGUGAGACUCCUGAUGAGACUGAGGGUGUGAAAGACGCCUGCAGGGAUUCAUCUGCUUCUUCUUCUCCACUGACGGACCUCAUCCCUCCAUCACGUGCACCCUGCAGGUCACACAGAGGCAGGACAGUGGACGAGCUAAAGUUCAUUUCCAAGAAAAAGUCGAACUUUAAAACUGAUUUAAAUUGAUUUGAUGACAGAAAACAAUGCACUUUAUUCAAUGACAAUGUUCUGAUGUUUGUCACAGCUGCUUUAAAAACGUUGUGAUUUAAUCACCUUUAAGUUUUCACCUGUCUGUUUAUGUUUAGUUUUCAGGAUUAAGCUCAAAGUGAGAAAUGACUCAAAGUAGAAUCUUUGGUGCAGAUCCAGGGAUUUGUGUUUUUCUCUUUCUUUAACACAAUAGGAAGUUUUUCAACAUUGUUCUUGAUUCUCAGAGAUUAAUUCAAGAAUCUUGAUGAAAACAGUGUUUAGAGGACUGAUGUACGUUUUUAUUCAGAUACUUUCUGAUAAGGACCAAUUUAAUGCAAUAAUAAACCUCAUACACUGCCUCCUGUGACCCUUAUUCUCUACUGCCCCCUUCAGGCAAAUCCUUCAAAAUGCUAAAUCAGUCAAAAAAGAAAAAAUAACCAUUUUGAAUUUGUUCAGGAUCACAGUAAUCUAGUUAUUUACCAAAAGCUCUAUGUAUUUCCAGUGUUUGUUGGAAAGAAUGAGGCACAAGCCAAGAAAGAACCAAAUUCAUUUGCCAAACAAAAACACUAAAGUCUCACACCACAGAAGUGUUGUGUUGCAGUACUUGAGUAAAUGUACUUAGUUACACAGGGGCUGAAUCCUGUAGAAACACUGGUAUGGGCCUUAAACUGCUGACAUCACAGGUCUCAUUAAUGAAACGCACACAAGCACACACCCAGCAUGCACAGAGACACGCACAGAGACACACACAC
Molecule: messenger RNA, 5301 nt
Organism: Pleuronectes platessa (European plaice)
Lineage: Eukaryota; Metazoa; Chordata; Actinopteri; Pleuronectiformes; Pleuronectidae
Gene: dclre1c
Product: DNA cross-link repair 1C, PSO2 homolog (S. cerevisiae)
Exons: 15
Coding region: 1582-3555 (657 amino acids)
Biological process (GO): interstrand cross-link repair; double-strand break repair via nonhomologous end joining; protection from non-homologous end joining at telomere
Molecular function (GO): 5'-3' DNA exonuclease activity; damaged DNA binding
Source: RefSeq, a predicted model, not a curated record